UCUGAGCUGAACUUUGCAGCUUCCGAACUUCUGAGAGAGCGAGUGAGCGAGGGACGGAGGACGAGGACACCAGAGAGAUUUUGAUUUCUUUAACCCGUUUUUCUUCUGGCCAAAAACUUUCUUUGUCGCUCUGUCUGCAUCACCAGCUCUGACCCAACAGCCAAUCAGGCAUCUCCCUUCAUCAUGUCCGUCUUACCUCUGCUCAGCUGGACCGUCCUGGUCCUGGUCCUGGUCCUGGUCCUGGUGCAGAGCGGCAGCUCGUCUCUGGAGACGGCGUCUGAACCUCAUCCCCCGCCGCUUUCUCUGACCGUCCAUCCUCACCACCAGCCCCUGCCGGAGGCUGCGCCCAGCUCCCACUGCCCCUCCUGCGCCCUGGCCAGGAUGAGGAGGAACGAGGGGGGCACGGCGGGGGAGGAAGAGGAGGAGGCUCAGCCAGACGUGGUUGAAGCGGUGAAGAGGCACAUCCUGAACAUGUUGCAUCUCCAGGCACGGCCCAACAUCACCCGGCCCGUGCCGCGCGGCGCUCUCCUCAACGCUCUGCGCAAGCUUCACGUGGGGCGAGUGGCGGAAGACGGCAGCGUGCAGAUCGAGGGGGAGGAGGAGGCUCGAGGGCGGGGAGGCCGGGGAGGAGGUGGAGGAGGUGGAGGAGGAGCAGCGGUGGAUGGAGGAGAUGAUCCACAGGAGACGACAGAGAUCAUCACCUUCGCAGAGGCCGGUGAAUCUCCGGGCCUGGUGAACUUUGUCCUCUCUAAAGAGGGCGGCUCUCUGUCUCUGGUGGAGCAGGCGAACAUCUGGCUCUUCCUCCGUUUGGCUAAGACAAACCGCAGCCGAGCCAAAGUCACCAUCCGCCUCUUGCAGCAGCGCCAGCUCCCCGACCGACAACCAGCGCUGCCGCAGGACGAUGUCCUGCUGGCGGACAAGACGGUGGACACCCGGCGCAGCGGCUGGCACACCUUCCCGGUGUCCGCGGCGGUGCAGGCGCUGCUCGAAGGCCAGGGCAGCCGGACGUUGAGCCUGAGGGUCUCCUGUCCUCUGUGUGCCGACGCCGGGGCCACAGUGAUCCUGGUCCCCGGAGGUCCGGAGACAUCUCAGCGCAGCAGCCAGCGGGAGCAGUCCCACCGGCCCUUCCUCAUGGCCGUGGUCCGACCGCGAGAGGGCAGCGAGUCCCGGAGCCGCCGGAAGCGAGGGCUGGAGUGUGACGGAAAAGUGCGCGUGUGUUGCAAGAGACAGUUCUACGUCAACUUCAAGGACAUCGGCUGGAACGACUGGAUCAUCGCGCCGCCCGGCUACCACGCCAACUACUGCGAGGGCGAGUGUCCCUCUCACGUGGCGAGCAUCACCGGGUCCACGCUGUCCUUCCACUCCACGGUCAUCAGCCACUACCGCAUGAGGGGCCACAGCCCCUUCCAGAACCUCCGGUCCUGCUGCGUGCCCACGCGGCUACGAGCCAUGUCCAUGCUCUACUACAACGAGGAGCAGAAGAUCAUCAAGAAGGACAUCCAGAACAUGAUCGUGGAGGAGUGCGGCUGCUCGUGAACAAGAGCCG
Molecule: messenger RNA, 1546 nt
Organism: Platichthys flesus (European flounder)
Lineage: Eukaryota; Metazoa; Chordata; Actinopteri; Pleuronectiformes; Pleuronectidae
Gene: inhbaa
Product: inhibin subunit beta Aa
Exons: 2
Coding region: 184-1536 (450 amino acids)
Biological process (GO): BMP signaling pathway; SMAD protein signal transduction
Cellular component (GO): extracellular region
Molecular function (GO): cytokine activity; growth factor activity
Source: RefSeq, a predicted model, not a curated record